CCCGGCUCGGCGUCUCACAGGCCAGUGCUAAUAAGUCGCCUAGCUGUCCGGUAAUGGGGAAGUGAGAGGGAGCCGCCGCUGUCUGAAAAAGCCGAGAGGAAGUUGAGGAGUGACGGGAAGCUUGUGCGCCGCGCCGUGCCGGACACCUCCACGGAGACACCUCCUACAGUUGCUGUUGUUGAGUAGCCUAAAAAAGCGCAGAGUGAUGGAGAGAAAGCGUCCCGGUAUGCCGUCUGGAGCGAGGAUGCCCCACCAGGGAGCUCCCAUGGGCCCCCCUGGCCCCCCCUAUGGAGGGAGCCCGGCGGUGCGGCCAGGCCUGCCCUCCCCGGUGAUGGAGCCCAGCCGUAAGAGGCCGGCCCCCUCCCAGCAGGUCCAGCAGCAGCAGUCGCAGCAACAACAACAGCAGCAGCAGCAGCAGGCCGUCCAGAACCGGGCCAGAAAGAAGCCUGUCGGAUUCCCUGGAGCCAAUGAGAUGCCGGCGAGGCAGAUGGACAUGAGAGAGCCCCAAUCAGAUCCCACGCUCGGAUCAAAUGCUAAGAGAAGGAAAAUGGCAGACAAGAUUCUUCCGCAAAGGAUCCGUGAGCUGGUCCCAGAGUCUCAGGCCUACAUGGAUUUGCUGGCAUUUGAGCGCAAAUUGGACCAGACCAUCAUGCGCAAACGUGUGGACAUACAGGAAGCGCUGAAGAGACCAAUGAAGCAGCAAAAGCGUAAACUGAGGCUUUACAUAUCCAACACCUUUAACCCCGCCAGACCUGACGCUGAUGACUCAGAUGGCAGCAUUGCAUCAUGGGAACUGCGAGUGGAGGGGAAGCUGCUGGAUGACCCAGGGAAGCAGAAAAAGAAGUUCUCCUCGUUCUUUAAGAGCCUGGUGAUCGAGUUGGACAAAGAUCUCUAUGGCCCCGACAACCACCUGGUUGAGUGGCACCGUACACCCACCACUCAGGAGACAGACGGCUUCCAGGUGAAGAGGCCGGGAGAUGUGAGUGUUCGCUGCACUCUGCUGCUGAUGCUGGACUACCAGCCUCCACAGUUUAAGCUGGACCCUCGUCUGGCUCGCCUGCUCGGUAUUCACACUCAGACUCGCUCCUGCAUCAUCCAGGCCCUCUGGCAGUACGUCAAGACCAACAAACUGCAGGACUCACACGACAAGGAGUACAUCAACUGUGACAAGUACUUCCAACAGAUCUUCGACUGCCCUCGACUGAAGUUCUCUGAGAUCCCUCAACGCCUCACCAACCUCCUCCUACCCCCUGACCCCAUCGUCAUCAACCACGUCAUCAGUGUGGAUCCCAACGACCAGAAGAAGACGGCAUGCUACGACAUUGACGUGGAGGUGGAGGACCCCCUGAAGAGCCAGAUGAGCAGCUUCCUCCUCUCCACCGCCAACCAGCAGGAGAUCGCCUCGCUAGACAACAAGAUCCAUGAGACUAUCGAGUCCAUCAACCAGCUGAAGAUCCAGAGGGACUUCAUGCUGAGUUUCUCCAGAGAUCCCAAAGGGUACAUCCAGGACUGGCUCAAAUCCCAGAGCCGAGACCUUAAGUUAAUGACAGACGUUGUUGGGAACCCUGAAGAGGAGAGGAGGGCAGCGUUUUACCACGAGCCUUGGUCCCAGGAGGCCGUCAGCCGCUAUUUCUACUGCAAGAUCCAGCAGAGGAGACAGGAGCUGGAACAGGCCUUGGCUGUCCGCAACACUUAAACCACGGCCCUCCUAAAACUCUGACUUUCGGGGACUGGUGUGCUUGUUUUAGGACGGGUGAGACUGUUGCUGUAGUCUGGAGAAACCUAAAACCUCUAAAAAUGUCGGUUAUUAAAAAGGACAUUCAUCUUUCAGAGGUUUUCCAGUGGUUUGGAAUGAGAGUUUUUCCUUGCAAUAGCAGCCGUGUGAGCGUAUGGAAGAUGGAUCUUACUUGUGCAGGACAUCAUCAUCAACCGCAUGUAUUAAAAAGACCACAGGCAUCCUCAGAACUAAACGUCCUCUCCAUCGCCUCUCUCUGCUUUGUAAAUACGUCAUGAAUAAAAGUGAAGAUGAACUCUGAGCCAGCUGCUCACACUCUCACACACAUACUGCUGUGUUUUUUGGAGCUCUGCGUCGGACAGAACUGUACAUGAUGUAACCUGACAUCAAGGUCAAUCCUCAGCGCUCUGGACAAGUCUGCAUUUUUUUGUUUUUCAAGUCUUUUUGAAAUCUUUUUUUAUUUUUGAGUGUGGUUACUACAAGUGUGUUUUCAUUUGUUCUCAGAGUGUUUUAGAUUGAUUAACUACACCAGCAAAGUCCAGAUUAAGUGGAACAUAAAGGGAAAGGCAUAGAUUUAUUCAUUAAGCCUUUGUUUGGUCUCAUUUUAUUUGCUGGUCUUUUUACAGUCAUUCGUCAAGUAGUAUUAGUUACAUUAUCUUAGCUGUUUUCACACAUGCACUCCUGAAAAUUUCUUGAAUAUUUCGGGACAGGCUGCCCCUGAAAUCUCUCAAUCGCUUGAUCACUCAGGCACAUCAAAAUGUGAAGUUUCUCCUGUCAGGGGAGGAGAGGAGCCAUGUGUAAUCAGGCACAUUGAUAGUAUUAACUAAGGCUGAGCAGUUAAUCAAAAUUUAGAUUAAAUAUGGGGAUUAGAUAAGGCCUGCUGCAAUAUUUCUUUAACCUGUUUAACUUUUGUUAUUCUUUACACAUCAUGCAAACAUUCAAGUGUCAUUUUUAAGAAUAGUUUGAAAAAAAUCAACUUUUCUCAUUUUUGUGUGUUUUUCUUAAUCAGAUUGAGAUUUACAUAAAAAAGAAUCAUUCCCUUCAAAACAGUAAUCCAUGUCAAAUUUGCAAUAUGAGUAAAAAUAACUAUAAUUAUGUAUUAACCAUAGAAUAGAACAGAUAGGAGAUCGCCGAGGACAUGACGUAGAGAGAUGCUGCAGAAAUCCAGGAUGGCAGAUGAAACCAUAUUUGACCUUACAUCGUACCACGUGUAGCUGGACACAUUAACAGUAUGAACCAGAGAGUGGCGAGACUGCACUUGGCAAGCAGAAGACAGCAUGAAGCAGCUUUAUUACAUACACAAAGAUCACAUCAGUUGAGUGACUAAAACAUUGGCAACCACUAUGGACAAAGUCCUAAAAAAUUUCAGGAAGUUUUCCCUGUUGGAUGAGGAGAGGACGGGUGUGUCAUAGAAAGACAUGCGAGUUUUCUACCUUGUGUUAAAACCCCAGACUGGGGGCCAGAUGUGGCCCAUUUUUUAAUUGGCCUACUGCAAAUUGUAAAUAAAACUGCCCACAUUAGAAUCCCAUGCUGCAGCUUUUCUUAAUUGUACUGUGUUUAAGCACUAGAUGGUGCUGCUGUGUUCAUUCUGUAAACAAACAUUUUGACAAGAAUUACUGACAUGCUUUUGUCUUUACUGAAUUAGACUACAAUGUAAAUGACAACCAAAUAAUAAUAUCUCAAUCCAUAACAGGGUUAUGGCAGCAAGCAGCAGCACUAAUUUUGCUCAUUUGCUUUGCUAUCUGCUUUGUCUCAAGGUCUAAUUUACAAAGCAUACUGUGCAUCUUCAAGCACUGGCAUUCCUUGUCAGUUUCUGCUGUUCUUUCUUGUUUUGUGUCUGAAUGUAGAGAUGACCCAUCAGCACCUCCCUUCUCUGCUGCACAGAUCAUCAUUCUCAUCCCCACCAGGGCUGGAUUCAGUGGUAGCCAGGGCCAACAAAACUACUCCCUGAAAUCUGACUGACCACCCUGAAAGGCCAUUUGCCUUAUCAGCCAUUUGUGAGAAACUAUGAUGUGGGCUUUUUUGUUUGUUUUCCUAAAGCAUAUUCACAGGGUUAGUGCAUGUUCUCCCUGUGGGUUCCCCUUGGUACUCCAGCUUCCUCUAACAGACCAAAAACAUACUUGCUUGGUUAAUUAUGUUAACCACAUGUUUUCACAUGUUUACAGCACAUAUCUAGUGUGUUGAGACACAAAGUUUGGAUUUCACUUUACAGGGACUUUAAUUUAUACUAGAUUGGCUUUACUAACUAAAUACAAUAGAGGUGAGGUGUAACGAAGUGACCCAGUCACCCCUAUAUUUUUCUUUGUCUCUGUAAAAAGAAAAUUGGACAUCCCUGCUUUUUAUCAGUGCUACAUGUAUUUAGCCUUGUUCACAUCACCAACUAAUGACUGGAAAAGAACAUACUGGCUUGAAUAUCUCAUCGAUUACAAACUAGAUGUAAAUUGCAUUUAUUAUUUUACAGAAAUUACAUUUUGUCAGGGUGGUGGUAGGAAAAAGUCUAGGCAUAUUCACAGUAUCAACAAAUGGAUUUAAAUGGUAGGCAGUUAAGAGCUGCUCCAGUGCAUUCACAGAAGUUACACCAGUUGCAUACAAAUGACAAGAUUUCCUGAAUAUUUGCACCUGCCUUCACACAUUGCUCCACCUUGACCUCACAUCAAAAUUUUCUGUGAGGGCUGGCAGGAAAAAGUCUGUAAAGUUGAAAACCCUAAAAAUUUCAGGAAUUUUUCAGGAUUUUUGUGCAUGUUUGAAAAAAAAAACAUUAUGUAUUACCACAGGAAUGGCUUCAUGUCUGUUUAAGGUGUUUUAAUUGAAAAUAAUGCAGCGCUGAUCUUAAGAAUAAUAAUACAGAUAACUUUUCUUCCCUUAAUCAUAGCAGAAUGACAAAUAAGCCUAUCAUAAAUGUUGGAAUCUGUCUGUGUGUACUACUUUGCCAGCUUGAAGGUGUUACCAAAGUUUGCAACGUGAAGAAGAGAACAUGAUCACUGAAAUGCAGAAGAAGCAGGCGAAAAUAAUCCUCACCUGGGUUUAAUAGAAAAGAGCAAAGUUGUCUCAAAAAUGUUUGUCUUUUGUAGCUCAUUUUGGAGUCUAAUUUUUGUAAACAAACUCUAAAAAAUGUUCAGUUGAGAUUUCUGCCCAGGUGUGGAGAGUUUUGUCCACUUCUACGCUUUUUUUUCUUGUUACAUGAAGAAAAUUUUUCUUUUCUAGAGAUGUGAAUGUAAAUAUGUUUUUCGGCCUAUAGAGGGCUGACUGUACAGUAUACAACACACUAUCUGUGAGUGUUUUGA
Cheilinus undulatus (humphead wrasse) is the source of this 5019-nucleotide messenger RNA. RefSeq names its product SWI/SNF related, matrix associated, actin dependent regulator of chromatin, subfamily d, member 3b (gene smarcd3b). Gene Ontology annotation, biological process: regulation of transcription by RNA polymerase II. Lineage: Eukaryota; Metazoa; Chordata; Actinopteri; Labriformes; Labridae. Bases 206 to 1696 code for a protein of 496 amino acids. The record is from RefSeq and is a predicted model, not a curated record. The transcript is spliced from 14 exons. Gene Ontology annotation, cellular component: nucleus; SWI/SNF complex.